UACAGUCUAUGGGCCAGAUUUUUUAGAAAUUCAGCAGCAGCUGCCUUUGUGGUUUGUUCCCCAGAGGAGCUGAGAACUUUGGAGAAUCUGGAAUCACUCUCGCUGUUUUAUACCAAGAGUGUCCCUUUAAAAUAUCAUCUUUCUAUCUUAGGGUCACGAAGCUCAACAGGAAAUGCAGGGAACUCUAACAGCUAUGUGUAACCUAACAGCGGAAAAGUGAGUUGAGCAAGAGAAAGAAAAUGACAGAUCACGCCCACACCAGGUUGAUGAAACGUAACAGCAGAACAGCCCCCUUCCUUUGUACUUACAGUGCCAAACUUCCAGGAAGAAACAGGGGAACCAACUCACUUCAGAGAAGUUGCCUGCACUUUGCAAUGUCUGGGCCCCCUCCCACAGGCACGUCUGAAAGGGUUGAGCCACACAUUGAACGAGCCAUGGAGGAGCAUAACAUGCCUGCCAGAAGCAGGAAGCUGGGCUCCAGCCGACGAAAGCAGAUGCGAGGCGUGUCUGGGGGUGCAAUGACGGCCCCAAUCCCGGAGGAGCAGCAGUUCCCACCCGAAAUAAUGGAAAAGAUUCAGGAUUUCUUCCAAGAAUGUGACAAGGACCAGAAAGGUUUUAUCACACGCGCCGAUAUGCAGAAGCUGAAGAGGGAGGAUUUCCCAUGCAUCGCAGCGGAGCUGGAGCUCAUCUUUGAUGGUCUCGACACAGACAGGAACGGCUAUUUAACUACAGAGGAAUUCACCGCAGGGCUCAAGCAGUUCCUGAACUUGCAGACUGCCACAAAGGCACACAGGAGGAGGAAGACUGCAUCCAGGAGGGUGUUCAUGGCCCCCACGGACCACUCCUUGGAAGAAGCAGACAGCGAGGAAAGGAAAUGCUUCCAAGCCUUCAUGGACCAACUGGGAGCAGACAAUAUCUUUGAAGACCAAUCAGAGAUUUGGGGGCUCUGGGUGAAGCUCCGACAAGACGAGCCUCAGCUGUUGGGGAACCUGGAGGAAUUCUUGGCCAAGAUGACAAACCGGAUCAAGGACACUCGGCGCGAAAAGGUGACACUGGAGCUGACCUUGAACAAAAGGGUCACUGACCACAACCGGGAGGUGCAGCAGCUGUAUGAGGAAACGGAGCAACAAAUCAAGCAGGAGAAGCAGCGCCUGCAGCAUGAGAGUAAAGCCAGGACUCACCUGCACACCACGGAGAUGCAGAGAGCACUAGACAUUGUGGACAGUGAAGUGCAGCGCGUACUCUUGGCUCAAAGCGAGCUUGAGACCCAGUUCCACAGCCUAAGCACCAAGCAGUUUGCUGCCGCCACCGAGAACCAGAGGCUGAAACAAAACAACCAGGACCUGGAGAACCAGCUGCAGCAAAUCCACAUACAGCUGCAAGAGACCCAAGGGCAUCUGGGUGCUAUGAGGGGCAAGGUAUCUUGGCUGCACAGUGAGGAGCAGAGCGACAGGCCAUUGGCUGAGGCAACGCAGGAGCUCCCUCUGCCUUCCCAGGAUUCGUUGAACAAGGAUGAAACGUCCUGCUCUGAAAGACAGAUUAGACUUGCAUCCCAGCAGAGUGGCGAUACAUCAGACAGCUCCCGUCAGCUGGCACCAUGCAGUGUUUCGGUUGCUCCUGAAGCUGAUCCAGGACAGAGGACAAGAGUAAUCUCCAUAGAGGAAGAUCCCUUCCCAGAGUUUAUGAAAGAGGGAGACUCAUUCUUCCAGCAGGAACUUUCAAGCCAAAGCUCACUGCUCAGGGAACUGAACGAUGCAAUAGCAGCUCUGCACAAGGGGUCUGACCCACACAUACCGCAGAUGGAUGAUCUACCGCAAGGGGAUGCAUCUGUGCCCUCAGCUGGAAAAGGCAGAGAUUCCGAGCAAAGGCUCAAGCGGGUCAGAGAGUCCGAGCACCAGGUGCUCUCAGGAAAUGACAAUGAACCGAAGGCCCUGCCUAACACACUUUCAGACCUGUCCCCCAAUCAGGCUCCAUCACAAGGAGAGACUCUGAAACAGGGACUAACUCAAGCAGAAUCUUGUGCUCAGGAGGGAAAGCAGCCUGGGGCUUCGGAGCCAGCAACACAUGACGAGACUCAACAACUAAGGCCAAGAGAUCCUCUUUGUACCACUGCUUCCAAGCCCACAAUGCAAAUCGCCUUUCACAAGAAGAGCCCACCCAAGGGAGGCAUUCUCCAGCCGGAUGGCUGGCAGCCUGGUGUUUCAGAGCAGACAGUGCCAGAUGAAAUUCAGAAGUGGGGAUCAAUGACGAGAGACGUGCUCCUGGCAGACAUGUGGCUGUUUGCUGCUUCGGAGCAGAGGCAGCUGGAGGAAAAGGCUCCAGAAAUGAAAGUACCAGAGAAGACAUUUGAGCAGAGUGAGACACUGAGAGAGGAGACCACACCAACUUAUCUCCCUUAUGUGGGAGCCCUGCAGGAGGAAGGUAUAGAAAAUGAAGGAGGGGAAGCCCUUCUCGGAGCUAGUCAGCUGGGGGUUCGGACCCAGGCCAAGACACAGCUGCAAAGCACUGGGAAGCCAGAAGUGAUACAGGCAGAGGGAUCACGAGGAGACACAGCUAUUUGUCAAUGGGAGGAGAAGGAAGAGAGCAGCGUGAAAGCGAGCAAGGACGCAGUCCCCAAAUCAGGGGGCCAACAGUACCAAGCUAAUGUGACACCAGAGCAGCCAGGCAGAGCUGAGAUCAGCCCUGAUCCAGACCAUCUUUAUAACGUGUUGUUUGUGGGAGACUCGAACGUUGGCAAAACGUCCUUUCUGUACCGAUUACAUGAGGAUUCCUUCAACCCAAACCUCACUGCCACUGUAGGAGUGGAUUAUCGAGUCAAAAACCUUUUUGUGGACAACAAGUGCUUUGCUCUACGCCUGUGGGACACAGCUGGCCAGGAGAGGUACCACAGCGUCACCAAGCAGUUCUUCCGAAAAGCGGACGGAGUGGUGUUGAUGUAUGAUGUCACUUCAGCAUACUCCUUCGCAGACGUGCGGUACUGGCUGACUUGCAUCCAGGAAGGAGCAGGAGAUGGAAUUGUCAUCCUUCUACUUGGUAACAAAACAGACUGUGGUGCAGAAAGACAGGUAUCAACUGAAGAGGGCGAACACUUGGCUAAGGAGUACGAGCUCUUGUUUUAUGAAUGCAGUGCUGCAUCAGGCCACCAAGUCUCUGAAUCUAUGUUUGGCUUGGCUAGGUCACUGAAAGCUCACGAAGACAGAUUAAAAACAGAAGUGGUGGAUGUACCAAAGCCACCUAAGAAGAAAAGAGGCUGCUGCGGAUGAUCCAGAAACUCAGAGCUUUGAGCACAAAAACACAGCCAGAAAUCACAAAAAUAGAACCCUAUUAUCCUUCAUCUCUGCUUCCCAUGUCUGACUUUGAUUGCCUUUAAGCAUUGCAGAACAAACACAAGUAUGAAGACUGGUACUUCUGCUGUUUUUAUUAUCUAUAUAUAUAUCUUGCUUUCUGUUAUCACCACUCCAAUUCUUCUGAGGUCCACAAAAGCUCAUAUAUUUUGGUUAGUCUCUAAGGUGCCACAGGACUCCUCAUUGUUUGUAAAUUAUGAGGGAGUGAGCCAUAAUUUGUGUCAUUCAUAGCUAAUCUGUGUCUCUCAUUGCUUAUCUCCACAGUAUGUUAGUGCCUAACGUAUUAGUGGGGAAAUACUAUUUCUUUCAUUGAGAGAUCAAAACUAUGCUCCUUCAUUGCUGCUAUGCUGCUACUGAUGCAAGAAGCAGAAAAAGCCCAGCUGGAUUUUCAGCUCUCAGAAUGAGUUUUGAAGCCAGCCCACAGAAGAUCCUCUUUCAGGGAGAAAUUCACACUUAUGCAAAGGGCCCGCCACACACAAGGCCUAUGUAUGUCCCACAGAUCUCACAAUUGUGUUUCAGUGGUGCAGGUGCCUCUGCACAGUGGUAAAUUUCACUCAAUGUGUAAACUGAGAAAAUCUGAUCCAGAUUCAAUUAAGAGAGAAUAUACAACAGGUCUCAGUCUCAUGUUAGUCAUUUUUCCUGACUGCACUUUAUAAAGUAUGGCAUCAGUGUUAAGUAUCUUCUCCUUUAGAAUACCUAGCUUUGCCCCCACUUACCUUGCAUAUUGUUCUACACAAGAAAACAUUAAAUGAUGCUCUUCUCUACAAAUGUGGCUACUUAAAACUGUGAUAAAAAGCAAAAUGCAGGAUUAUGUAGCACUUCAAAGACUAACAAGAUGGUUUA
Molecule: messenger RNA, 4187 nt
Organism: Pelodiscus sinensis (Chinese soft-shelled turtle)
Lineage: Eukaryota; Metazoa; Chordata; Testudines; Trionychidae
Gene: RAB44
Product: RAB44, member RAS oncogene family
Molecular function (GO): GTP binding; calcium ion binding; GTPase activity
Source: RefSeq, a predicted model, not a curated record